AUGCAUGCCAAACAACUUCUCGCUCUCGGUGGACUUGUGCUCGCCAGUAAUGUGGCCAUUGCUGCUAAGCUGGAGCACGACGACGUCCCAAAUCAUUGUUGGGCUGCAUGUGGUCCUGUCGUGGGCAUCUCCGAAAGCUGCAAUCACCGGCACGAUAAUGAUGACUCGGCUGAGCUCCAGUGCAUCUGCAAUUGGGGUCCUGCGAGUACUCAGAUCCCGCUCUGCGCAGCUUGUAUUACUCAGUAUGGCCACAAUGAUGAUCAUGAUCAUGACAACGAUGAUGAUGACAACGACGACGGUGAUGACAAUGAGGCUCUUGAUCUCGUCCACUCGUGUUCCUUCAGCACCACAACUUACAACGCCGCUGCGGCCACCACCCUGAGCUCCAACUCCGCGGCCGCAGCCACUGCCACUACCACCGGCUCAAAUGGCAGUGGCCAGAACUCUGCGGGAUCUUCUACCACUGGCUCCACUCCGACUACGACGAAUGCUGCGGCUGGUCUUUCUGUCCCCGGUGUCGCUUCCCUGGCAGCUGUCGCGGGAAUGAUGCCUCUGGCCUUGCUCUAA
Penicillium riverlandense is the source of this 567-nucleotide messenger RNA. Its product is annotated as putative GPI anchored protein. Bases 1 to 567 code for a protein of 188 amino acids. Lineage: Eukaryota; Fungi; Ascomycota; Eurotiomycetes; Eurotiales; Aspergillaceae. The record is from RefSeq and is a predicted model, not a curated record. The transcript is spliced from 2 exons.